This is a messenger RNA of Aaosphaeria arxii CBS 175.79, 2690 nucleotides long. RefSeq names its product mitochondrial intermediate peptidase. Lineage: Eukaryota; Fungi; Ascomycota; Dothideomycetes; Pleosporales. Gene Ontology annotation, molecular function: metalloendopeptidase activity. Gene Ontology annotation, cellular component: mitochondrion. Gene Ontology annotation, biological process: peptide metabolic process. The transcript has a single exon. Bases 218 to 2605 code for a protein of 795 amino acids. The record is from RefSeq and is a predicted model, not a curated record.
GUAACCUACCGACACAGUACAACUUACCUACUUAGAUAGGUAAUUAUUGAAUUUGCAUCCUCAUCCGCAUCGUCAUCGUCAUCGUCCUCCUUACCCGCGCUCACAACUACAUCGACACUACCACACCUCCAUUACUUUGCAACGGAAAAUUUGUAUGGAAACUUCGGACAUCCACCUAUUCCUCUUCCUAUGAUUCGUCCUCGAGCGCCGUUACACAAUGAUCAAGCGUUUGGCGCGGGUCAAACCCAAUCCAUGGAUAUGUUCCCAAUGUCUCAAGAGUCGAAAUCGAACCCAGCGACGAUGGAACAGUUCUAUUGCCGCGACUGCAACGACCACCCCAUCCCCGAAUUCACACAGCCCUGACUUGUCGGCCUCGCUCUAUGGCCUCGGAACGUCUCAGCCGAAACGAGACGAUGAAGACCUGCGCAACCUCUUCGACAAUUCAGGCUUCUGGAAGGAAUUCCGGCGAGGUUCACACAAGAACCCUCCGACCGGAAUCGUUGGAAACAGAUACCUGACUGAUCCCAGUGGCUUCCUCGACUUCGUCACCAUCACCUUGCAAAGAUGUGAGGCAGUAGUCAGGAAGGUCAGCGCCGCCAAUACGGUGGAGGAAUAUAAGAGUAUGGUGAAGGAUCUGGAUAGACUGAGCGACCUACUUUGUAGAGUCAUAGAUCUGGCCGACUUUGUGCGAGGCACACAUCCUGAUCGACAAAUACAAGCCGCUGCUUCCAAAGCAUAUGCUACCAUGUUUCAAUACAUGAAUCAACUUAACACGACCACAAUUCUUAACGACCAACUCAAGCGCGCAAGCGCAAUACCAGAAGUAUGGGACUCAUGGUCUGACCAGGAGCGCGUCGUGGCCAGGAUCCUCAUGGAGGACUUCUCAAGAUCGGCUAUUGAGCUAGCAGAGGGCGACAGACAGAAGUUCGUUGAUUUAAGUAAUCGAAUUGCGCAUGACGGUUCCGAAUUUGUAGAUCGCAUGGCCCCCGAAAAACAUAUUCUAUCGUUCAGCAGCAAAAGGAUGCGAGGCUUGGACCCAAACAUGGUUCGCGCCUUAACUUCCUGGGGUGAGACGAAGAUUCACACACUAAACCAUGAAGCGCAAUUGGCAUUGAGAUACGUGGAGGACGCUGAUGUUCGGAGAGACAUCUACAUGGCUGUAAGAACGGCGAACAAGCCCAGCAUUCAGCGGUUGGAGAAGAUGUUGAAAAACCGAGCGCAGCUCGCAACGCUAUCUGGUUAUAAAACAUUCGCGCACAUGACUCUUGAGAAUAAGAUGGCAAAGUCUCCCGAGGCUGUGAAUCAGUUCCUUUCUGCACUCAUCGAAGACAAUAAGCCAAAGGUCUACAACGAACUCCAGGAGCUGAUCGAGUUGAAAAAUGGAGACGCGAAGACAGAAAAUUUCCCAUCCCAAAUCAAUGCGUGGGAUAAAUUUUACUAUACGCACCGCCUGAUCUCUGCCAUGGACAACAAGAUCCGGCAACCUGAUUAUCUUUCAGCCUACUUCUCCGUUGGCACCGUUAUGCAAGGUCUUUCCCGCCUGUUCGAUCGUCUCUAUGGCAUACGGUUGGUGCCUCGUGAGACGCAACCGGGCGAAGUAUGGGAUGAUGAUGUCCGUCGACUAGACGUGGUUUCUGAUACUGAUGGCCACAUUGCCGUAUUGUAUUGUGAUCUUUUCGCUCGUGAAGGCAAGACGCCUAAUCCUGCACAUUUCACAUUGCGAUGCUCGCGCGAGAUUAGCCCCUCAGAGAUCGAGUUUGCCGCCCAUACAGCCCAUCCUUUUUCCUCGCCUGUCGAAGCUGCUACAGAUGGCAUGCCCGUGGCGUACAACAAAGAGACAAACACCUACUUCCAGUUACCCACAAUCGCCCUCAUAUGCGACUUCUCUAACAACUAUCAUCCCCGCCCUACGCUUUUAAAUUUUAACGAUGUCCGGACUCUCUUCCACGAGAUGGGCCAUGGCUUGCAUUCUUUCCUGGGUAGGACUCCGCUACAAAAUGUGGCAGGCACUCGGUGUGCUACUGAUUUUGCAGAACUUCCCUCCGUUCUGAUGGAGCACUUUGCUUCAUGCCCUUCUGUUCUAUCAUUGUAUGCUCGGCACUGGGAGACUGACGCGCCUCUUCCUAUGUCUGCGUUGGAGCAACGUCUUGCAAUCGAUACGCGCACCCAGUCGGCCGAGACGGAGGCCCAGAUCCUGCUUGCUAUCCUUGAUCAGGCGUACCAUUCCUCAUUGCCGCUUUCACCAUCCUUUGAUUCCACGGAGAUCUACCAUCGCGUCUACAACGAGCAUGCUUCCAUCCCUGAACCCCAAGGGACUGCGUGGCAAGGGUUCUUUGGGCAUUUGUUUGGCUACGGGGCUACCUACUACUCUUACCUAUUUGACCGUGCGAUUGCAGGGAAAAUCUGGACUGACGUCUUCCAGCACAGUGGCAAGGAAGGUAGUGUGAGUAGAAUCAAUGGAGAGAGGUACAAGAAUGAAGUGCUUCGAUGGGGGGGUGGCAGGGACGGUUGGGAGUGCAUCGCAGGCGUGCUUGGAGAUGAGAGGCUGAGGGAUGGUGGAGAGAUGGCAAUGAAAGAGGUGGGAAGAUGGGGUGUUAGAGGAUAGUUGAUCACGACGUAUAUAAACGGGUGCCGCAUCCAGAGAAAUGCCAAUUGAAUACUCCGUACACGUUGUCGAUAGAGAAGAGAGA